Molecule: messenger RNA, 5707 nt
Organism: Neodiprion fabricii
Lineage: Eukaryota; Metazoa; Arthropoda; Insecta; Hymenoptera; Diprionidae
Gene: Karybeta3
Product: importin-5
Exons: 14
Coding region: 29-3379 (1116 amino acids)
Biological process (GO): protein import into nucleus
Cellular component (GO): nucleus; cytoplasm
Molecular function (GO): nuclear import signal receptor activity
Source: RefSeq, a predicted model, not a curated record
GGUACUAGCGGCAAGUCGGUGUCGCCGCAUGACGAUCGACUCGGAGGUGCUUGCGCAGCGAUUCAUUCGUUCGGCGGUGACAAUGGCGGCAGACCUCGAGCAGUUCCAACAGCUUUUAAACACACUCCUAAGCACCGACAACGAUGUCCGGACGCAAGCCGAGGAAGCGUACAACAGCCUGCCAGUGGAGAAUAAGGUGACAUUCUUGCUCGGCUCGAUCUGCAAUGCUACACUUGCCGAGGAAAUGCGCGCAAUGGCUGCAGUCCUACUUCGAAGAUUGUUUUCUUCAGAGUUCAUGGAUUUUUAUCCCAAAAUUCCACCAGAAGCUCAAAUUCAGCUGAAGGAGAGAAUCUUACUCUCUGUUCAAACGGAACAAGCUGAUACAAUCAGACGUAAGGUAUGCGAAGUUGCUGCCGAAGUUGCACGAAAUCUUAUCGAUGAUGACGGAAACAAUCAGUGGCCAGAAUUUCUUCAGUUCCUAUUCCAGUGUGCCAAUGGGCCAGUCCCUGCCCUCAAAGAGAGCGCUCUCCGCAUGUUCACGUCUGUACCUGGUGUUUUCGGAAACCAGCAAGCACAUUACUUGGAUCUAAUAAAGCAGAUGUUACAGCAGUCUGUGCUGGAUGCAACGAAUUACGAAGUGAGAUUUCAAGCAGUCCGGGCGAUCGGCGCCUUCAUCAUGCUGCACGAGAAGGAGACAAAUAUCCAGAAACAUUUCUCAGAGCUGCUGCCAGCAGUGGUCCAGGUCAUGGCGCAGUCAGUCGAGAAGCAAGAUGAUGAAUUUUUGAUCAAGGUUCUUAUCGACCUGGCAGAGUCGACACCAAAGUUCCUGCGACCCCAGCUGGAAAACAUUAUGGAGAUGUGCAUGAAAAUAUUCUCCAACGAAGAGAUGGGAGACUCCUGGCGCCAGCUAGCGCUUGAAGUCUUGGUUACACUGGCCGAAACCGCGCCAGCCAUGGUGCGCAAAGUAGGAGGAAAGUACAUCGCCGCUCUGGUGCCGCUCGUUCUCAAGAUGAUGACUGACCUUGAGGAAGAUGAGGAGUGGAGCUUUUCUGAUGAGAUUAUCGAAGAAGACAACGACAGCAAUAACGUCGUUGCUGAGAGCGCUUUAGACAGGCUGGCAUGUGGCCUUGGCGGCAAGACGAUGCUGCCGCAAAUUGUACAGAACAUUCCAACGAUGCUUAGUAACACAGACUGGAAAUAUAGACAUGCAGCUCUGAUGGCCAUAUCGGCAGUCGGUGAAGGCUGUCAUAAGCAGAUGGAGGCCAUACUGCCGCAGAUCAUGGAUGGGGUUAUACAGUAUCUCCAGGAUCCUCAUCCGCGCGUCCGUUACGCUGCUUGCAACGCUGUGGGGCAAAUGUCAACUGAUUUCGCACCAAUUGUUGAAAAAAAGUUUCACGACAAAAUAAUACCUGGCUUGCUAAUGGUGCUAGAUGAUAAUGAGAAUCCUCGAGUGCAAGCGCAUGCCGGCGCGGCGCUAGUCAACUUCAGUGAAGACUGUCCGAAGAACAUCAUGACUCCUUAUCUUGAUGUUAUCAUGGCAAAGCUCGAAUCUAUACUCACGGCAAAGUUCCAAGAACUGGUCGAAAAAGGCACAAAGCUUGUUUUAGAACAGGUUGUGACCACGAUCGCUUCGGUUGCCGACACGUGCGAGGAACAGUUUGUGGCUUACUACGACCGGCUGAUGCCGUGCCUGAAGUACAUUAUCCAGAAUGCAAAUCAACAAGAGCAUAAAAUGCUCAGGGGAAAGACCAUUGAGUGCGUCAGCUUGAUCGGCCUGGCGGUUGGACCAGAGAAGUUUAUCACCGACGCUAGCGAAGUAAUGGACAUGCUGCUGAAGACACAUUCAGAAGGUGAACUUCCAGACGAUGAUCCUCAGACUAGUUACCUCAUUUCCGCAUGGGCUCGGAUUUGUAAAAUUCUUGGCAAACAGUUCGAACAAUACUUGCCACUGGUGAUGGGUCCGGUCCUCCGUACAGCUGCGAUGAAGCCAGAGGUAGCCCUCCUGGACAACGAAGACAUGGAGGGCGUUGAGGGAGACUUGGACUGGCAAUUCGUUUCCCUUGGGGAGCAGCAGAAUUUCGGCAUAAAGACUGCGGGUCUAGAGGAUAAGGCCUCGGCCUGUGAAAUGCUUGUUUGUUACGCCCGCGAAUUGAAAGAUGGUUUCGCCGAUUACGCUGAAGAAGUCGUCAGACUAAUGGUCCCCAUGCUCAAGUUCUACUUUCAUGACGGCGUCAGAACCGCGGCAGCGGAAAGCUUGCCGUGCUUGUUGGACUGCGCCAAAAUUAAAGGACCUCAAUACCUGGAAGGUAUGUGGGCGUACAUUUGCCCCGAGUUGCUAAAGGCCAUAGAUACGGAGCCAGAAUCUGAGGUUCUGUUAGAGUUGUUAUUCUCCUUAGCUAAGUGUAUUGAGACUCUGGGCGCCGGGUGCUUGGGUACGCAACAAAUGGCUGAACUCCUCAGGAUUCUUGACAAAUUAUUGAACGAGCACUUUGACAGGGCCGUUGCGAGGCUGGAAAAACGCAAAGAUGAAGAUUACGACGAGAUGGUAGAAGAGCAGCUGGCCGAUGAGGACAAUGAAGACAUAUACACACUGAGUAAAAUCGCUGACAUACUACACGCUCUCUUCACAACGCACAAGUCCUCGUUUUUCCCAUACUUCGAUCAAAUUUGUGGUCACUUCGUGAACCUUCUGGCGCCUGAACGUUCAUGGCCGGAUCAUCAGUGGGCCUUGUGCGUUUUCGACGACGUGAUAGAGUUCGGCGGAUCGGACUGUGCCAAGUAUCAAGAGUACUUUCUGCGGCCGAUGAUACAAUAUGUCUCCGACAAGUCCGCGGAGGUGAGGCAGGCAGCCGCCUACGGUUGCGGUGUGCUCGGACAGUACGGUGGUGAGGCUUUCGCUCAAGCCUGUGCCGAGGCCUUGCCGAGGCUGAUGGAGGUUAUCAACGACCCGGAGUCCAGGUCGCCGGAGAACGUCAAUCCCACGGAAAACGCGAUUUCGGCGGUUACGAAAAUACUGAAGUAUAACAGCAAGGCGAUCAACGUCGACGAUAUGCUACCUCAUUGGUUGUCGUGGUUGCCGGUCGUGGAAGAUGAGGACGAGGCGCCGCAUGUAUACGGCUACCUCUGCGACCUUAUAGAAAGCAAUCACCCCGUGGUUCUCGGACCGAACAAUGCAAAUUUACCUCGACUAAUCAGCUUCUUCGCCGAAGCGCUUUUUAAGGAUGCGGUGCCGGCCGAAAAUCCCGUAAUGGCCAGGAUUCUCAGUAUCGUUAGACAGAUCCAGAACAACGAGACAAUGUUCCAGGCCUGCAUAAGCGCCCUGACGACGGAUCAGCAGCAGGCUCUCCAUGAAGCACUCAGCGGCCAGCCAGUCAACUAGCCCCACUCCCCGUCCUCUUCUUCCUCCAUGUUUCGCACCGCCCGAAGACUCCGUUCAACGAAUGGAAGUCCUAGUUCGUAAGCGCUCUAUGCAGUAAACGGCAAACUUUAGGUAGAUAGAUUUUACUUUAUCUGGAUACCGAAAUGCGUUUGCCCCGGGUUAUGAGGAAUUUGCGCAACCCUGAGGCAAACGCAUCGGUCGUUUGUUGUUACACACAUCAUUGGAUGACGAAUAUUUUGCUGCCAUACGAAUUUCCCCGUUGAUUUGUUCUUGUUACUCUCAUCUCACACUGAACAUUAUUCUGUCUCUUUGCGUUUUUACAAAUUUGUACCCCCUCUUAAUCGAUUGUGCGAUGUCGAAACGCGGUCUUGUAGAAAAACUACUAUCGCAAUCACGUCGAAAAUGACACUCGUUCGCAUCGGUGACGACGAUCGUCUUGCGACGGUGCAAGGGGAAAAUAAACGAGCGUUGACGAUCGAGGAGAGCCUGUUAGACUGGAGGCCACCGUCGCGGCAAGCAUAAGGUGGCGGCACGAGAUUGUGAUUUAGGUAUUUUAUAUUAUUAAAUUUAGGUACAAUAAAUGUUAUUUAAUGAGAUAAUGUCGGUAAUAUUGCACUGGUGAGAAAAAGCUAGACCGGCUUAAGACGCUGAUGCUAUUUACAUGAAACAGCUAGCGCAUGUUGACUUUGGAGCACUUGUCUGACUUUUACUUUACUAAAUAUGUCGUGCCGUAUGUAGAUACAUUUUAACCCUGGAUCCGACGCUCCUUAUAGAUUUCUUUCUGUCUUUCUCACUCUCCUUUUCUCCUCUUUCUCAAGACAGAUGAGAUCUUGGGAGUGAAUUUCGUCGGAGGUCGUGUUGAUUUUGGCACCACGAGCGAAUUGAUGUAUGUUUACACAUAUUAUACGAAGGCAAAGGGUGAGUGAUGUGUUACGGGGUCUCAGCAUACUUCGUUUCAACCUAAUUUGAGAAAAAUACCUAAUAAGAAUUGAAAGAUGCUUUAGAAUAGCGAUCCCAAAGCGUAGCUUUUUUAUAACUAAUUUUAUACGUUAUCCUGGAAGAAAAUAAAGAAAAAAAGAAAAUCACUAUUUCCCUAAUCAUGACUAAUUGCGUAGUUAACGAUACGUGCAUUCGGAAGAUGCGUGCACAAUUUUCAUGCAAUUGCCAGUGAUCGUCCGAUCGUUCUUUUGAUGAUACAGAAAAAAAAUCCCACCAACUUCCCAAUUUAAAUUCACGAUUAACUUGGAAGACAAUCGCUAUAAAAUACAGCGGUACGCAUUGCGAGUACAUACAUUUAUGUAGAUUAAUUAUAAAUUUUACAUUUCACCACGCGCAGCAUCUCUUAAUCGUGUCCAACCCGUCUAAUAGACCUCGGGGUAUAAUCAGACUAAAAUUGAAUAUGCGCGCGGCGAGCGGCUCUCCUUAACUUUGAAUGAUAUGAGCAAUGAGUUUUUAUUCAAAUUGAUUUGUAGAGUAAAAGAGACGCACAGCUUGAAUGUCGGCAAUUGCUCUAUCGAUUGCGCCACGGAGGUGAAAGACUUUGGAAACGAUAAGCGUCUACUAAAUACAACAAUGUGACAUACGUGCGAUACGAGCAUACAGAUUUGUUACAAUUCAUUUAAUCGGCAAUCGCAUAUACAUGCAUACUAUAGUAGGUCUUGAUGAAAAGCUUGAUGCAAGAAAAUAAAAAACGAUGAAAAGGAAAUAAAAUAUAGAGAGAAUAGAAAAUCGACUGUGAGAAUUAAGUGUGACUAACUACAUCUCGUUCUCGUUGCUAUUUAUUUAAACUUAUUUACUACACUAUUAUUAUUGUUAUUAUUAUUAUUAUCUACCAUAAAUCGUAGCUAUUAUUACACCGUUAGAAUUAAUGAGUGUAUACUCGAAAAAUUUCACCACUGACCGCAGGCGUAGUCAAUUGAUUCCGAUAGAGGUUUUUUUUUCUCCCCAAACGAUCGAAGGUAUGGAGUAAUACUAGAAAAUCGUCUGUGUUUCUUUUGCUCCUGUGUCGUUUUUAAUAUUAUUAAUGAUAAAAAAAAAUUCUACCAUUAUUAAGAUUCUUCUGUACAUAUUGAAGGAAUGUACAUAAAUGUUAAGGAACACAUUGAGUGACCAAUUGCAAUAUAACGUAUUGCAGGUGUUUGGGAUCCAUCGUGUUUGCCCAUGCAGAUUUUAGACAACUAGUUGAGUCUUCGAAAUAUUGUACUGCUCAGGCAACAAUGCCGAUUCCUUGUUAGAUUUGGACAAAUAUCUUCUAUACACGAUGUAUAAUGAAAGUUGGAACCGAUCGUUUACGUGCGAGUACAUCGUAAAUAAUAAGAGACAGAGAAA